CCUGCGCACAAAAUGGCGGCGCCCAGCUGCCGUACACCGGAAGCCGCUCUCCUGUCUCUCUGUAUCUGAACCAAUCAGAGCGCUGCGCGCCGCGCGGCGAGCCAAUAAGACUCAGCGUCGCUGCCGUGACGUCAUCAGUGCGCGCCUGCCCACGGGGCGUGCUGUACGGCAGGAGCGCCGGGGCGCGCCUCGCGAUGCAGCGCUGAGCCCCGGCUUCUCUCUCAGCAUGGCGGCGCGGCUGGUGGGGCGCUGCUGCUGGCGCCACCUCGCCGCCAUCUCCCUGGGGCCCGGCCCUGCCUCAGGCCUCCGCCACCCCCCCAGGGCCUCCUCGCUUCACGCCCCGGGAGCCGCCGCCGCCGCCGAGGGCUCGGCCCUGAAGGAAAAAACUGAGGAGAACCCCGGGGCGCAGGGACCCAAGGCGCUGAGGGAGCUCCUGGAGGCGGCCCAGGGGCCUCGGGAGCUGCUGGAGCUGAGCGAGGAGCCGGGGCUGAGCAGCAACCAGGCCUCGCUGCUCAUCGGCCGCCUGUCCCGCCUGGCCGCUCAGCAGCAGCUGGAGCCGCAGGGCUUGCUGCAGGACCCUCGCUUCAAGCAGCUCCUCGGCGUGAUGGACUCGCAGAUCUCCCAGGUGUGGAACAACGCCCUGGUGAACGUCCUGAAGAGCCUCUACUCGCUGGGGCUGCCGAGCAGCAGCCGGGAGUUGCAGUCGGUGGAGCACGAGGUGCUGUGGAGGCUGCGCCGCCUCACCUUCCGCCAGAUCGCCUCCCUGGCCGAAUUCCUGGCCUCCAGACCCCAAAAAGACAACAAACUGCUGGCCGAGGUGGUCAGGAAGCUGGAGCUGCGCUGGACGGAGCUGGAGGGCACCCGCAGCGUGGUGACGCUGAUAGCCAAGGUCGGCCACGUCUCCCCCGCCCUGAUGGACCGCCUGGAGGACAAGGCCCUGGAGCUGGCGGAGCACUUCAGCCCCGAAGAUAUCCGCAAGAUCACCCUGGCCCUGGCCUACCAGAACCGCCGCUGCGUGCCCCUGCUGCGCGCCCUGUCCUACCACCUCCUGCAGAAACACACCGAGCUCGACCUCGCCACCCUGACCGACCUGAUUUUUGCUUAUGGAAAACUGAAUUUCCACCAGCCCCAGGUCUUCCAGAAGCUCGCCACCGACCUGCAGCCCCACGUGGCCAGCAUGACGCCGGGCGAGGUGACGCGCUGCAUCAGGUCCUUCGCCCUCCUCAAGUGGCUCAGCCUCCCCCUCUUCGAGGCCAUCGCUCAGUACGCCCUGGACAACGCCAAGCAGCUCUCGGUCGCCCACCUGUGCAGCAUCAUCCUCUCCUUCGCCCGCCUCAACUUCCAGCCCAGCGGCAGCGAGGAUUUCUUUAACAUGGUCCACGAGGAGCUUCGGGACCAGCUGGACGGGCUGGAGCCCCAGCUUCUGAGCGACCUGGUGUGGUCGCUGUGCGUGCUGCAGCAAGCCAAGCCCCACUACCUGCAGCGAGCCCUGGCGCCCGAUUUCUGCGCCCCGCAUCCAACCGAUCCGUCCCCCAAAGCCCAAAACCUGCGGGUGAAGCUGCUGCACAUCAACGCCACGGCCAGGUUGGAGAUCCCCGAGUACCAGGGCCCGUUCCUGACCCCAAAUCUGUUGGGAACUGUGGGGUAA
This is a messenger RNA of Anas platyrhynchos (mallard), 1648 nucleotides long. NCBI's taxonomy places the organism in Eukaryota, Metazoa, Chordata, Aves, Anseriformes, Anatidae. The record is from RefSeq and is a predicted model, not a curated record.